Molecule: messenger RNA, 1230 nt
Organism: Effrenium voratum
Lineage: Eukaryota; Dinophyceae; Suessiales; Symbiodiniaceae
Source: the annotation of a GenBank genome assembly
GGUGGUUUUGCCAUGCAUUUGCCAUGUAUAUCCAUGUAUAUCCGUUGUUCACAAACAGGGGUCCUAAGAUUGAUCAUGUGGGUCAGUCUGUGUUUGUUUAGGGCACCCUUUGCACACUUUCGCUAAUGGCUGCGAAGCUUUUGCUCAUCUUACCCCGAUACUCGUCUCAUUUUAGUCAUUGCCGCCAUGAUUGCAUUGAGCCGCAGCGUCUUGCGCCUGUGCCUUGUCCUCCUUGCAGUGGUUCAGUCGGAGAGUGAUCAAUGCGAGGGUGCGAAGGCAGCAGGCGCAGUGCUGCUUCAAGCUUCUGCCGCUGCCAACCGCACGCUUCAAGCUUCUACUGCCCACACGGAGGCAGAGGUUGCAGAACGCAUCGAGCAGGACUUGGAGGACAUCGAGGACUCCCUGGUGGAGAGAGCCCGCGCCCGCGGGGACUCUGAACUGGAGCUGGAAGAUGCGGUCCAGGGCAAGAACUCAAGGCGCCGGCGCAGCCGACGGCGCACAACCACCACAACAACCACCGUGAACUGCGGGUCCAGCACAGACUCCUACUCCCUUGCCUUUACGAUUUAUGGGGGCAGCUGCCUCGAGGGUCCCAACACUGGAGGUGCAGCGAGCUUGGACACCGCCAGCUGCAGCACAAACAACAACAACCGGGACCAGUUCCUGUUUGUGGAUCAGGGAGAUGGGUACUGCAAGCUCCAGUCUAAGUACGGCACCCGUCGCCGCAGUGCCUCAGGAAAGUCGGUGACCUGUGGAACGAGCUCAAUGUCUGUGGCUUACUGCAAGGCCCAAGGGAGCCAGAGCUACACCAAAUUGAAGCUUGAAGAUCUCGGCAGCGACAAGUUCACCAUGUGGUGGUAUGACAGCUCAGGAAAUGUGAAACAGGCCAAGAGGGGUGCAGGCGGGAUCAAGCUGGCAGACUAUACCAACACUGAUGAGCCUGAUUUCAAGCUCUACAAGAACACGGUCUACAGCAACACCUGCCUUCUGAGCAAAAAUGAUCUUGGCCUCAGCUGCUGGAAGUGAACGCAGCGCUUCCUUGCAGGCAGAAUCUCAGAAGCAGGUUUCGUUUGUUCAUGUUCUUUUGGUGAGUUUGAAAUGCAGCGUGAAAUCGCGUUUUGAAGGUCGUUUCUUACCCUUUCAGUGAUUGCAUCACUCAGAAGGUUGUGGAUGUCAGCGACAUCCAGUCGCCUGGUAUUUGCCAGACUCGGCCUGUGUAGCGGGCGUGAG